AUAAUGUUUCUUCCAUAGAGAUUUGUGUAUGUUUUAACACUCUUUUUCACUCUGGUUUCUACCUUACAUACUACUGUUCAAAGGAAGACGAUAAUAACUAUUUUAGCUGAUUUUUGUCAUGAUAUAGAAGAUAGAGGGAGAAAUCAGAGCCAUAGAUUUGCUGAAAGGCAGAGAGGGUGGGGGUUUUGCUGAUAGUGUGUUGCUGUGGUUCUCUGGUUUUGCUGGCUUUCUGUGUUGCGCUUUCGAAGAGUUGAGGGAGGCUGAUUAGUGGAUUUAUGUCGGCUGAGUUUGAUUUGGCUUUGAUUGGGGCUCAGUUGCAGCUCUGGCUUUCAUCUUCUACUACUGUUUGUUCUCUCUUGUUUACUACUGCUUUGUUGGCUGUUUCUUGCAUGAUUCUCUGCUUCUACAGGCAGAGACUGAAUCUCGUGUUCUCGACUGUUUCGAUGCGUUUGAGACCAAAAAGGACCUGUUCUGGAGUAGUGUGUUUCGGGGGCUUUCACAUAAAGCAAAGAUUUUUCUAUCUGCUCUUGUUUCUGAGAGGGGCUCAUACUUGAUACUGCUUUGAUAGUCCCAGAUUUUGUUCUCUCUUUUUGUGUUCUUGAUUUUAUUUUCCAUACUUUUUGACAAUUUUCCGGGUAUUUUGAGGGGGGUUGUAGGUGAGAUUUAACCGGUUUUUGCUGCCAAAAAUGCCAGAGCCGCGAAAACAAUCCAUGGAUCUCAAUAAAUCCAGCAAAAAAACCAAGAAAAUCCAGCCAAUCUUGACUGAAGAAGAAACUCAAAUGACUAGAAAAGUUCGUGUUAUCUUUCAUGAUCCUUAUGCUACAGAUUCAUCUUCAAGUGAAGAUGAAUCUGAGGGAAGUGUUGCUAGAAAGGCUCAAAAGGGAAAGCGUGUUGUUCGUGAAAUUAAAGUUCCUGCUUUUGGUCUUGUUCCUCGGUUAAAACCUCUUGACUCUGAGACUUCUUCCCAAGACAGUAACACCAAAACCCCUGCUCGCAAGAAGAGGGUUUGGAGUAAAACCCUUGAAGGCAAAGCUCCACUGUCCAAACCCAAAAAACCUGUUGGCGUUCGUCAACGGAAAUGGGGCAAAUGGGCUGCUGAGAUCAGGCACCCUCUGAAGAAAACCAGGAUUUGGUUGGGAACUUAUGAUACUCUUGAAGAAGCAGCCAAGGCUUAUGAUGCUAAAAAACUCGAAUUUGAUGCUUUGGCUGCUGCUGCCGCCGCCUCUGCUUCAUCUGAUAAAACCAAUGAAGCUUCAUGUUCUGCUGUUGCUUCUCACAACGGCAACUCUGUUCCGUCUACUUCUGAAGAGUCCGAGAGCCUUUUGUCGCAUACUUCGCCAUCAUCAGUGCUCGAACUGGAUACCUCUGCAUCUGUUUCAGUCUCAAACAACAAUGGUGAUUUCGAGGAUGAAAACAAUGAAGGGUUGGAUGUAAACUUUGCCAAUCUACCGAUACCCGAUUUCUGUUUCAUUGAUGAUCCUCUGCUGUCUGGUUCAGUCGGACAAGAGCUUAACUUAGAUGUAGAGCCUGCUGAUUAUCUGUUAGUCAAUGAUUUUGGGAUGAUGCUGGAGGAAUAUUGCAGCAUUGAAGACCUCAGUAUUUGUGGGAUCGAAGGCGAUGAGCCUAGUGAGCUACCAGAUUGUGAUUUCAGCACUGAUGACUUUCUUUUUGGCGAAGAAGUAGCCCCCCUCAACAUUGCGUGCCCAUAAGUUUUGCAGUUAGGAAUUAGAACUACAUAUUUAAUAUUAUAAGCCUUAUUAGUUGGAGAUAUCUAAGUUUUUUAAAUUAAUGUUGAAAGUAGAAGCGAGAGAUCUCUGGGACUCUCCAAGAUGAGUUCUUGGGGCAGUGCUUUUUGUGAGUCAGUUUAAUUUAUUUGUUUUUGCUGAAAGAGUGAGACAGAGAGAUGUGUUUAAAGAGGAAUGAGCUUCUUCUGAGGAGGAGGAAUGAAAAAAAACAAAUCCUUUGGGUUUUCUUGUGCUACAGAGCCUUCCAAGGGAUCCAGCUGUCUGGAAAAAGUGCUUGAUCUGUUGAACAAAUUUUGAUUGAUAGUCUUUGUGUUUUUUUGGAUCAUCCUCACAUGUUUAAGAUGCUACUAUCUUUGGUAAAUGAAAGUUUUAUUUUUCAAUAAA
Theobroma cacao (cacao) is the source of this 2129-nucleotide messenger RNA. It is a transcript of the gene CRF10, whose product is annotated as Integrase-type DNA-binding superfamily protein. Gene Ontology annotation, biological process: regulation of DNA-templated transcription. The record is from RefSeq and is a predicted model, not a curated record. NCBI's taxonomy places the organism in Eukaryota, Viridiplantae, Streptophyta, Magnoliopsida, Malvales, Malvaceae. Gene Ontology annotation, molecular function: DNA-binding transcription factor activity; DNA binding.